UUUAAAAACAAAUUAUGUAUUGUUUGUAGUGAUAGAGCCAGUGGAUUUAAUUUCAAUGCCAUAACAUGUGAGUCUUGUAAAGCAUUUUUCCGUAGAAAUGCCCACAAAUUUAAUUUGUUGAAAUGUUUUAGAGGACAGUCGUGUCCACCGAUAUGUAUAGCCAAUCGUAAGUCAUGUAAAAAAUGUCGACUAAAUCGGUGUUUGGCUUCCGGUAUGAGAACCGAAUUAAUUCUUACGGAAAAUGAACGAAUAGUCCGGAAGAAUAAGAUUCUGGAAAAUCAAAGACAAAGACAACGACUGAUCCAAGAGUUGUCACUAAUAGCUGAGAUCACGACAACAACAACAACAACAACUACUACUACUACUACUACUACUACUAAUAAUAAUAAUAAUAAUAAUAUUGAGGACAUACCUAAAAAUAAUAAUAAUAAUAAUAAUAAUACCGAUAAUAACAAUACAAUGGUUAUUGUAUGCGAUUAUAUGAUAAUACCAUUUCAUCGGACAAUACAAAUGUCAUCCUUAAGUAAACUAGAUUUUAAUGAUCGGGAAAUCAGUCGACUUCGGGAACUACUCGAUGCAUCCAAAAUACUGGACGACAAUAAUAGGUCAGUCCCGCCAUCACCGUCACCGACAACAACAACAACAACAACCAACUGUCGAUAUGUUAGCCAAUUUGACGACAUGUUACGUGUAAUGUCCCUGAAAUGCGAUUACGAUAUCAAACAGAUUGUAAAAAUGACUAAACAAUUGCAACCGUUUAGUAGACUAAGCGAAUCGGAUAAGCUAUCGCUGAUUAAGUACUCGGCCAUUGAGAUACUGACCCUAAGGAUUGUACCCAAUAUUGAUACCCAAACAGAGUACUGGACUGUGAGGACAGAUAGCGAUACAGUGUCUAUGAUAUAUAUUCAUCAAUUAAGACAAUGUAAACGCAAUUAUUAUGAAAAUUUUUGGCAAUUUUAUCAUAUGAUAGCACCGGUAUGGCACAGGGAUAUGGUUAUCAUUGAUCUGUUAACAGCUAUACUAUUGUUUGACGCCAAUAGACCUGAGCUUAAGCACCGGGAGUAUAUCAUACUUCAGCAACAGAUAUACAUGUUUUUAUUGCAACGAUAUCUAUACAUCAGAUGCCGUACGGAAAGGGAGGCAAACAUACAGUUUGUACGUCUAUUGAAUAGUUUGCAUCACUUGCAUACUGUCGAUGAAAAAGUUGCACUCAAUUGGCUGGAAGGCGAUCCCCGACUGGUCCUACCAUUGCUUCGGGAGAUUAGUCAACGAAACUAA
Molecule: messenger RNA, 1278 nt
Organism: Oppia nitens
Lineage: Eukaryota; Metazoa; Arthropoda; Arachnida; Sarcoptiformes; Oppiidae
Product: GATA zinc finger domain-containing protein 12-like
Exons: 7
Coding region: 214-1278 (354 amino acids)
Biological process (GO): cell differentiation; negative regulation of transcription by RNA polymerase II; positive regulation of transcription by RNA polymerase II
Molecular function (GO): RNA polymerase II cis-regulatory region sequence-specific DNA binding; nuclear receptor activity
Source: RefSeq, a predicted model, not a curated record